AUGGAAACAAACGCCGAAACCAGUAUCAGUAAGGACCAUCGCGGUCACUACAAGGCGUCUACAGUGUGGAGAGUCACUGGCGUUUCGUUUGGCAGCCUCUCGCUAGGAUAUGCGGCCGCCAUCAUCGCUACCACCCUUGGACAACCCUCCUUCUUUGAGUAUAUGAACCUCGCAACUGCAAAGAAUGCAUCCCAAAUCAUUGGAGCGAUGAACUCACUCUUCUACGCCGGCGGCUUCUUCGGAUGCGUCUUCAACGCGUGGUUCGCGGACCGCUUUGGUCGAAGGAUUGCGAUUGCCACUGCCUGUGUGAUAGUAUGCUUGUCCCUUGCUUUGCAAGCUGGGUCGGUACAUGUCGCCAUGUUCAUCGUAUUCCGCUUCACCAAUGGGUUUGGCAACCUGAUGCUCAUGAACUCUAUCCCGCUGUGGAUAACUGAGUUCGUGCCGCCCUACCAUCGCGGCGCCCUCUCCAACAUCCACGCAGCAAUGAUAAACAUAGGAUACCUCGUUUCCUCGUACGUUGGAGUAGGAUUCUACUACUACACCGGCGGUUCUGGCAACCAAUGGCGCGCUCCACUAGCCUUGGGCUGCCUCUUCCCACUAAUUACGCUCGCGGUCAUGCCUUUCAUCCCAGAGAGCCCACGAUACCUCCUUACCAAAGACAAGAUCGACGAGGCUUGGGACAUUGUGCGGGAAAUGCACUCCUCUAGCGACGACCCGAACCACGAAUUCGCAACAGUAGAGUUCUACCAAAUGAAGAAGCAGCUCGAGAUUGACAGCCGCCUGGACUCGUCAUGGAUCGGAAUGCUCCGCCGCCCAUCCUACAGAAAGCGCCUCUACAUCUCCAGCUCCCUCCUCGUCCUCCUCUACUGUACCGGCACCCUCACCAUAGCUAACUACGGGCCCAUUCUCUUUAAAUCCCUCGGCUUCUCCCCUUCGCAGGUCCUCCUCUUCCAAGCCGGCAACAUCCUGCAAGGCCUCUCCGCCGUCAUCGCCUCCAUCUUCAUCGUCGACCGCUUCCCGCGCCCCACCCUCCUCGCCACCGGCAUGCUCGUCUGCGCCGUCAACAUCUCCAUCGUCGCCGCCCUGACCGCCACCUACCUCGGCACCACCAACACCUCCGGCCUCGCCGCCGCCGUCGCCUUCAUCUUCGUCUACGUCUGGUGCUACGGCUUCAUCCUCGACGGUGUCGGGUACUUCUAUGCUGCGGAAUUGUUCCCCACGCACCUCCGCGCGAAAGGCGUGACGUGCUGCCUAGGCGCAUACUGUCUAAUCAAUAUCCUGUGGCUGCAGGUGGCGCCGACGGCGUUUGACAACAUCGGGUGGAAGUUCUAUAUGGUGUUUGUGAGCUGUGCGGUUGUGGGCGCGGGGAUCGCGUGGACGUGGUUCCCGGAUACGUCGCACUGCUCGUUGGAGGAGGUGGCGCGGCUGUUUGGGGAUGAGGAUUUGGUUGCGGUUUAUCGGGAGGAGAUUGUGUUGGAUAAGCAAGGGGGAGGGGUGGUGGAGAAGCCGGGGGUGGAGCAUCGAGAGGAGGAGAUGUGA
Molecule: messenger RNA, 1539 nt
Organism: Mytilinidion resinicola
Lineage: Eukaryota; Fungi; Ascomycota; Dothideomycetes; Mytilinidiales; Mytilinidiaceae
Product: general substrate transporter
Exons: 5
Coding region: 1-1539 (512 amino acids)
Biological process (GO): transmembrane transport; carbohydrate transport
Cellular component (GO): membrane
Molecular function (GO): carbohydrate:proton symporter activity
Source: RefSeq, a predicted model, not a curated record